Molecule: messenger RNA, 3104 nt
Organism: Poecilia latipinna (sailfin molly)
Lineage: Eukaryota; Metazoa; Chordata; Actinopteri; Cyprinodontiformes; Poeciliidae
Gene: fli1
Product: Fli-1 proto-oncogene, ETS transcription factor
Exons: 10
Coding region: 251-1654 (467 amino acids)
Biological process (GO): cell differentiation; regulation of transcription by RNA polymerase II
Cellular component (GO): nucleus
Molecular function (GO): sequence-specific DNA binding; DNA-binding transcription factor activity, RNA polymerase II-specific
Source: RefSeq, a predicted model, not a curated record
CCGCGGCUCUCUCAUUUCAGGAGCAUUUCCAUGCCUGCACCCGGCGCUCUUUCAGACACCGUCAAAAAAUAACUCACUGUCAUCAUCAGUGGAAAACACCUUCGACUCCUGACCGGACUAAUUAUUUCAGAUAGCAAGAGGAGUGAUUUUUCUCGGUGGAGGGAUAUCGACAAGAGAGAGAGAGAUCGACCGCAGUAACGACAGGGCCCAUUGGACACUGAGCACCCUUGGGCCAGUCUGUCUAGUAGACAUGUUUCAAACUGUCCCUGACACGUCGUCUUACGUUAAGGUAAGACACCACCGUCUGUUGGAUCAGGAGGCGCUAUCAGUGGUGAGUGAAGACCAGUCCUUAUUUGAGCCUCCCUACGCUGCUGCUGCCCCUCUCCCCAAAACAGACAUGACUGCAUCUGGCACACAGGACUACAGCCAGACCCACAAAAUCAACCCUUUGCCCCCACAGCAGGAGUGGAUCAACCAGCCUGUGCGGGUCAACGUCAAGAGAGAAUAUGAGCACAUGAACGGAUCCAGCAGGGAGUCUCCCGUGGACUGCAGUGUGGGCAAAUGUAAUAAGCUGGUCGGGGCUAAUGACACAUCUCAGAUGACCUAUGGGAGCUAUAUGGACGAGAAGAAUGCUCCUCCCCCCAACAUGACCACCAAUGAGCGGAGAGUCAUUGUACCUGCAGACCCAUCACUGUGGUCUCAGGACCAUGUGCGGCAGUGGCUGGAGUGGGCCAUCAAGGAGUAUGGACUGCUAGAAAUUGACACAUCAAUGUUUCAAAACACAGACGGCAAAGAGCUCUGCAAGAUGAGCAAAGACGACUUCCUCAGACUUACCACCCUGUACAACGCAGAAGUGCUUCUGUCUCAUCUCAAUUACCUCAGGGAAAGUAGCUCAUCAUUAUCCUACAAUACGCCAUCUCACACCGACGCAUCACCACGUUUGGCUGCCAAAGAAGAUCCAUCAUAUGAUGCUGUACGGCGGACAGGGUGGUCUAACAACAUGCACAGUGGCAAGGGCUCACCUGUCGUUCCUCAGAAUGUGACCAAGUCCACUGAGCAGGCCAGACCUCAACCAGAUCCUUAUCAGAUUCUGGGCCCCACCAGUAGUCGUCUUGCCAAUCCAGGCUCAGGUCAAAUCCAACUUUGGCAGUUCCUCUUGGAGCUCUUGUCCGACAGUGCCAAUGCAGGGUGCAUCACUUGGGAAGGGACCAAUGGAGAGUUUAAGAUGACAGAUCCAGAUGAGGUGGCGCGACGAUGGGGUGAGCGUAAGAGCAAGCCCAACAUGAACUAUGACAAGCUGAGCCGCGCGCUGCGCUACUACUAUGACAAAAAUAUCAUGACGAAAGUGCAUGGCAAACGCUAUGCCUACAAGUUCGACUUCCAUGGUAUUGCUCAGGCACUGCAGCCGCACCCCACCGAGUCAUCGAUGUAUAAAUACCCCUCGGACCUAGCCUAUGUGCCUUCUUACCACGCCCACCAGCAGAAGGUCAACUUUGUAUCCCCGCACCCUCCAUCUAUGCCAGUCACCUCCUCCAAUUUCUUUGGACCCACUGCUCAGUACUGGAGUUCGCCCACUGCAGGCAUCUACCCAAACCCAAACGUUCCUCGCCACCCUAACACCCAUGUGCCAUCCCAUCUUGGCAGUUACUAUUAAAACAACUCUCACCUAUCAAUGACCAACUUUUAAAACCUACCUUCUCCCCCUACCAAAAUUGCUGAGCUGCACUCGUUGUAAUGCCAAAGACUGAACUGAUGGAAACAAACAUCUAAAGAAAUGCUGUUCCUCAAAGAAGAAUGAGUAAAUUGAUUUUUUUUUGUGUGUGUGUAAGAAUUUAUAAAAACUGGAUACCUUGGUCUACAAUGGAAUACUACUUAUUACAACUGUUUAUAGAUGCACAUCUAAGUUUCCUGUGCCUGUCUUUUCCAUUGUCUUGAAAGCUUCAUCUAAAAGCCAAUACUUGUCCCAAAGCCAAAGGAAAGGUGUUGAGCCUGAUUGUGUCAGCCUUUUCUCCAUGCUACCUUACCAGACAUGGGCCUACCACUUAUGGGUCUCAAUUUAUGUCCUUCUCAGUACACCUUGCUUAAAAAAAAAAACAAAAAAAAAACGCUGUAGCCGCUUAUCGACUACCUUUUUGGGGUUUUUCCACUGUUUUUCUUUGCUUUUCUGUUCAGCUUCUUGUUUAUUGUUACUUGUGUGUGUGUGGAGCGGGGUGGGCUGGGGGAGGGUGUUGUGUGUGUGUAUGUUUGUAUGUGUGCCUCCAAUAGACACGUAAGAUAUCUUGCAAGAGGGACUUUUCUCAGCACUGAAUAAAAAUUGGCGACUGGAAUACAUAGUUCACUAUGCCGCCAUUUAAUUUAUCCUCCAAAACUGGAAGGCUGGAGAAGAGUUAGAUGCCAUAAAAUGAAGCGCUGUAUGUUUCUGCUGAACCUGGGUCAACUCAGUUGCUUAAAGAAUGUGUUCAAUGUAUUUUGCAUGAAGUCGAGAGAGAUGAUAGGUAAUAAGCACAGCAGAGUUAAGUCAAUUGUGCUGCGGAAGCAAAGUCGAGAUUUUAAUUGCAGUAAUUUGCAGCAAUUCCCGCCCUGUGUGUCUCUCUCUUGUUUUUUUUUUUUUUGUUUUUUUUUGGUAGGCCACACACUAAGCUAAGUGCUUGACUCGUUGCUUCCUUUCAGCCAUAGUAUUCUGAGAUUUUUUUUUUUUUUUUGUGUUGCUCAACCAUAUCAGUAUUAAUGUGAACGUUUUCUGGCUUGUGAAAUACUCUUAAAAGGAAAAGCCUUGCCUAAGUCAAAAUAUGUCAGAAGUGGUUAUUUAAGAAGAAUAAUAAUGCAUGUCCAUGUGUUGUCAUGAAUCUAAAACAUGAAAGUGAUUUUAGAGUAUGUGAGGGGUUUUUGAAGGUUAUAUUGGCCUUGCUGUUUUUGAGGAUGUUGUUUAACUAUCCAAAAACCCUCGAGUCUUUAUCUACUUUUAAAAAUGUGCUGAGAAACAAAGCUCUAACCCUUGCAGUGUUAGGGUUACGCUCCAACUGCUGAUCUUUAUCUUAUCGUUAUCAAUUACCAGUAAACAACUAAAGUCCUGAAGAAGAUAUAACUGUUUUGUUAAAUCUGAC